Messenger RNA from Vitis riparia (riverbank grape), 1425 nucleotides. Its product is annotated as peptidyl-prolyl cis-trans isomerase CYP21-4. Bases 315 to 1019 code for a protein of 234 amino acids. The record is from RefSeq and is a predicted model, not a curated record. Gene Ontology annotation, molecular function: peptidyl-prolyl cis-trans isomerase activity. Lineage: Eukaryota; Viridiplantae; Streptophyta; Magnoliopsida; Vitales; Vitaceae. Gene Ontology annotation, biological process: protein peptidyl-prolyl isomerization. The transcript has 9 exons.
AGACUGCGGCCACUGAUCUGCUGUGGUGGGGUCCAUUAACAAACAGUAGGGUCGAAGUGGACCACUAUGAACGAGUUUGAAAAACAUCGUCACCUAAUCCCUCGUAAAGCGUCUCAACGAACCAGCCAUUUGUACCUCUUCCCGACCGGAGAUUCUACCAUCAACGGUGGUAGCAGGACAGUCACGGCACGAUCUAAUCACAGGUUUCAGGUGGUUGACUGAGGAGUUUUCAGCUAUUGAAAUCUAAUUAGAGGUGGAAUCAAGGCUUUUAUUGGGCAUAAAAAGAGUUUGCAUUACAGUUUAGGUUGCCCGGAAUGGCAAGGAUAAAACCUCAGGCUUUGUUACUGCAAAGCAAAAAGAAGAAGGGCCCGACACGUAUCAGUAUCACUACAAUUAUAUUUUGCAACCUAGUCGUUGUGUUGGUUGUAUUUUCCCUAUUUGCUACUUAUAGGCAUUGGUCUAAUAGGUCGAGGAACCAGUUUCAGAGUGGGGUAUCAAAUGUUGAGGAGAAUGAUGGUUUUGUAGAUUCAAAAAGGUUCGACCUUCCCGGAUAUGCUAUCCUAAAUACAUCAAAAGGUUAUAUAACUGUGGAGCUUUACAAGGAUGGUUCUCCUGAGAUUGUGGACAAAUUCCUUGACUUGUGUCAAAAGGGUUACUUCAAAGGGAUGCCUUUCCAUCACGUGAUAAAGAACUAUGUGAUUCAAGGAGGUCAUUCCCAAGGAAUUGGAGCUGCUGAAGAUUGGACAUCAAAAGGGAAGCCUCAUGGACACCUUCCUUUAAGUCCUAAGCAUGAGGCAUUUAUGCUUGGAACUUCAAAGACUAAACAAGAUCGCAAGAAAUUUGAGCUGUUUAUCACUACUGCACCAAUACCAGAUCUGAAUGACAAGCUUAUUGUAUUUGGACGGGUCAUCAAGGGGGAGGACGUUGUGCAGGAAAUUGAAGAGGUGGAUACAGAUGAACACUACCGACCUAAAUCUCGUAUAGGGAUCAUCAACGUGACUCUCAAACGUGAAGCUUGAGCUAUUCCAAGCUGGUGUAAAAUUUUUAAUGUCAUGGCACCCAGAAGAGAAACUGCUCACCAGAAUUUUUAUAAUUGAGUUUGUCAUGGUGCCUCAAAUUUUUUUUUUUUUUUCCUCUCUUGUUCACGGUUUUGCUUUUCUUUUCUUUCUUCCUUUUUUGGGUUGUCCAAGAGGAGGGGAAAGUGUGUUGUUGAAGUUUAUUUUACAGGGCAGAGAUCUGGAGGUACAAGAGAUACCAUUUGGUUAGUUUCAUAGACGCGUCUGUUGAAAUGUAUGAUGAUUAUUCUGUUUCAUUCUAUUACCUGCUAGAGUCGGCUAGUGCAUUUGUGCCUAGAAUUUCAUGUUUUAUUAUCUUUCUGUGAUAGAAAUUUGAAAGAAAUUCUUUAUCUUCCUGGUUCUGAUAAAA